Molecule: messenger RNA, 1665 nt
Organism: Plenodomus lingam JN3
Lineage: Eukaryota; Fungi; Ascomycota; Dothideomycetes; Pleosporales; Leptosphaeriaceae
Biological process (GO): spliceosomal complex assembly; protein deubiquitination; mRNA processing
Molecular function (GO): zinc ion binding; cysteine-type deubiquitinase activity
Source: RefSeq, a predicted model, not a curated record
AUGUCGAAGCGACCAGCUGAGAUGCGCCUGGAGGAUGUAGUCGACGCGCCCUCACCAGCCUCGAAACGAGCACGGGUGGAAGAUGAAGAGAUGGCGAGUCCUCCGACAAAUGGGAGCAACGGCUUCCACAGGCCGCCAGCGCAAUACGAAACACCAGAUAUCUUGGGCGCAGACGCGGAGGAGCAUGCGGAGCUCCUCGAAGCAGGCGCAAUCGACAACGACGACGACGAAGAAGAAGACGAGAACGCACCUGCACUGGGCGCAUCCAAACGCCAGGACGCACCCGAAACCGGCUACACAGAUCUCUACCUCGACACAAUCAACCGCAAAGUCCUCGACUUUGACUUUGAGAAGCUAUGCUCCGUCACGCUGUCCAACAUCAACGUCUACGCUUGUCUAGUAUGCGGGAAAUACUACCAAGGAAGGGGACCCAAGUCGCAAGCAUACUUCCAUGCGCUGGAAGAGGGACACCAUGUAUACGUCAACAUGGAGACGAAGAAGGUCUAUGUGCUGCCUGAAGGCUACGAGGUGAAGAGCAAGUCACUCGAUGAUAUAAAAUUCGUCGUGGACCCACGCAUGACCAAGAGUGAAGUUGCGCGGCUAGACAAGGAGCCAAAAGUGUCCUGGGACCUCUCGAAUCGCGAAUACAUCCCUGGCUUCGUAGGCAUGAACAACAUCAAAGCAAACGACUACUUCAACGUCGCCAUACAAGCACUCGCCCACGUGGUGCCAUUACGGAAUUACUUCAUGCUCGAGGACCUGUCAAGUAGACCGCAACUCGCCCAGCGUUUUAGCACACUAGUCCGCAAGAUUUGGAACCCACGGGCCUUCAAAACACACGUCUCGCCUCACGAACUCCUCCAAGAAAUCGCUCUACGGUCUUCCAAACGCUUCAGCCUCAGCGAACAAUCCGAUCCCGUCGACUUCCUCUCGUGGUUCUUAAACAACCUACACCUCGCAGUCGGUGGCUCCAAAACCAAACCGGGUAGCAGCAUCAUCCAAAAGGUCUUCCAGGGUACACUGAAGAUCGAAUCCCAAGAAAUCACCGCUCGGGCCGACGCAGGUGACCGUCUGCGCUUCGAAGAUGCAGCUGUCAAGACGGAGACUUCGCGUUUCCUGAUCCUCACCCUCGACCUACCCUCUGCCCCUUUAUUUCAAGAUGCGCUCGAGAAGAACAUUAUACCGCAAGUGCCUCUGGUCAACAUCCUCAGCAAAUACAACGGCGUGACACCGCAAGAAAAGAUGAAGAAUCGCGUUCGCUACCGCCUCUUGCACCCUCUACCGCCCUACCUGUUGUUCAACAUCAAACGCUUCUCCAAGAACAAAUUUGUCUCUGAGCGCAACCCGACCAUUGUCACCUUUCCCGUUCACAGUCUCGACAUGGCGCCUUAUGUUGAGCCCAAUCCCAAGGAGUACCCACCGGGCGAGCCCAUCUACUACGACCUUGUUGCCAACAUCACGCACGAGGCGGUCAAGAGCCGUGAUGACAGUGUCGAGGGAGAGCAGGAACGACGGGUGUGGAGAGUUCAGCUCAAGGACCGUGCGCGGGAUGAGUGGUAUGGGAUUCAGGAUUUGUACGUGGAGAAGGAGAGGGGGGAGACGCUGUUUACAAAGGAGGCCUACGUCAUGGUGUGGGAGCGCAGGAGGGGGCAGGGCAAGAAGUAG